Messenger RNA from Dipodomys ordii (Ord's kangaroo rat), 1223 nucleotides. It is a transcript of the gene Grina, whose product is annotated as glutamate receptor, ionotropic, N-methyl D-aspartate-associated protein 1 (glutamate binding). Bases 20 to 1099 code for a protein of 359 amino acids. The record is from RefSeq and is a predicted model, not a curated record. Gene Ontology annotation, cellular component: Golgi apparatus; endoplasmic reticulum; membrane. Gene Ontology annotation, biological process: negative regulation of apoptotic signaling pathway. The transcript is spliced from 6 exons. Lineage: Eukaryota; Metazoa; Chordata; Mammalia; Rodentia; Heteromyidae.
GCCUGCGGAACUUGAGGCCAUGUCCCAUGAAAAGAGUUUCUUGGUGUCUGGGGACAACUACCCUCCCCCCAACCCCGGGUUUCCCGUGGGGCCCCAGCCUCCUAUGCACCCCUACCCGCCCUAUCCUGGCACUCCCUACCCUCAGCCCCCUUUCCAGCCCUCCCCCUACGGUCAGCCAGGGUAUCCUCACGGGCCCAGCCCCUACCCCCAGGGGGGCUACCCUCAGGGUCCUUACCCCCAGGGGGGCUACCCACAGGGCCCCUACCCCCAGGGGGGCUACCCACAGGGGCCGUACCCCCAGAGCCCCUUUCCCCCCAACCCUUAUGGACAGCCACAGCCCUUCCCGGGCCAGGACCCUGACUCACCACAGCACGGCAACUAUCAGGAGGAGGGACCCCCAUCCUACUAUGACAACCAGGACUUCCCUGCCACCAACUGGGACGACAAGAGCAUCCGGCAGGCCUUCAUCCGCAAGGUGUUCCUGGUGCUGACCCUGCAGCUGACGGUCACCCUGUCCACCGUGGCCGUGUUCACGUUUGUCAAGGAGGUGAAGGGCUUUGUCCGAGACAAUGUGUGGACCUACUACGUCUCCUACGCUGUCUUCUUCAUCUCCCUCAUCGUCCUCAGCUGCUGUGGGGACUUCCGGCGAAAGCACCCCUGGAACCUCGUGGCACUGUCCAUUCUGACCGUCAGCCUGUCCUACAUGGUGGGGAUGAUCGCCAGCUUCUACAACACCGAGGCCGUCAUCAUGGCAGUGGGCAUCACCACGGCGGUGUGCUUCACGGUGGUCAUCUUCUCCAUGCAGACGCGCUAUGACUUCACCUCGUGCAUGGGUGUGCUCCUGGUGAGCAUCGUGGUGCUCUUCAUCUUCGCCAUCCUCUGCAUCUUCAUCCGGAACCGCAUCCUGGAGAUCGUGUACGCCUCGCUGGGCGCCUUGCUCUUCACCUGUUUCCUGGCCGUGGACACCCAGCUGCUGCUGGGGAACAAGCAGCUGUCCCUGAGCCCGGAAGAGUACGUGUUCGCGGCUCUGAACCUGUACACGGACAUCAUCAACAUCUUCCUGUACAUCCUGACCAUCAUCAGCCGGGCCAAGGAGUAGCACCGGCCCGAGGUGGGCGUGGCUGGCCGGGACCCCACCCCUGACGUGACAAUGCCACCUGUGUUUUCUCCUCUGCUCCCCAGGCACAGCUUGGGCAGACAGAGCCCCUUCCACCCCAUGUGUG